GCUCUGGCGGCAGAGCUCUCCGCCAUGAAUCCAGAAGAACAGAUUGUAACGUGGCUUAUUUCACUAGGAGUCUUAAAUUCCCCUAAGAAAAUAGUGGAUGAUCCAGAGGGGUUCCUGAAAACCUCUCUGAAAGAUGGAACUGUGCUUUGCAAACUCAUUAAUCGGCUUCUUCCGGGAUCUGCAGAAAAGUUUUGCCUGGAGCCUAAAAAUGAAGCAGAUUGCAUCAGUAAUAUUCAAGAGUUCUUGAAAGGCUGCGCACUUCUGAAAGUGGAGGUGUUUGAUCCACAUGAUUUAUACACUGGAGAUCAGUUCUCCAAGGUCCUGAGCACAUUAACAGCUGUAAAUAAGGCUACUGAAGAUCAGCUGUCAAAAGGGCCAUGUUCACAUCUGUCCUCUCUUAACUCCACGGCUGGAGACCCCCAGAGUGACUCCACCAGCACAGCUUCCCAGUCAGCAAGGGUGUUACGGAGGCAGUCCAAGCCUGUGGAGAUGACUGAGAAUGGCAGUCACCAGCUGGUGGUAAAGGCCAGGUUCAAUUUUAAGCAGACCAAUGAAGAUGAACUCUCUGUUAACAAAGGAGACAUUAUUUAUGUCACUCGAGUUGAAGAAGGGGGCUGGUGGGAAGGCACCUUGAAUGGAAAAACAGGCUGGUUCCCAAGCAACUACGUCAGAGAAAUCAAAUCUACUGAUAAACCACUCUCUCCCAAAGCAUUGAAAGGGCUAGAAAACACUCAGAUGACAAAGAAUUAUUACCCUGUGGUGUUGCAAAAUAUUCUGGAAACAGAACGAGAUUAUGCAAAGGAACUACAGUCACUUCUGGGAACUUACUUAAGACCCCUCCAGUCUUGUGAUAAGCUCAGCACUGGGGACACGGCAGCAUUGCUGGGAAACAUGGAAGAAAUCUCUGCUUUUCAGCAAACACUGAACCAAGCCUUGGAAGAAGUUGCAAAGCUCCCUGAGAACCAGCAGCAUGUGGGAGGCUGUUUCAUGAACCUGAUGCCCCAGUUCCGCUCCCUGUACCUGACGUACUGUGCUAACCACCCUUCAGCAGUGAAUGUCCUCACACAGCACAGUGAUGAGCUGGAGAAGUUCAUGGAGAGCCAAGGUGCGGCCAGCCCAGGCAUUCUCAUCCUGACCACAAGCCUCAGCAAACCCUUCCUGAGGCUGGAUAAAUACGUGACACUGCUGCAGGAGCUGGAGCGGCACAUGGAGGAGGCGCAUGCAGAUCAUGAAGAUGUUUUGAAAGCCAUCACGUCCUUCAAGUCCCUUGUGUCACAAUGCCAGGAGUUGAGGAAGAGGAAACAACUUGAGCUGCAGAUCCUUUCUGAAUCCAUCCAGCGCUGGGAAGGAGAGGACAUAAAAAUGAUGGGAAAUGUCAUCUACAUGUCCCAGGUUAUGGUGCAGUCUGGGGGAAGUGAGGAGAAAGAGGAGCGGUAUUUCUUGUUGUUUUCUAAUGUUUUGCUGAUGCUGUCUGCAAGCCCACGGAUGAGUGGGUUCAUCUAUCAGGGAAAGCUGCCUUUGACAGGAAUGAUGCUGACAAAGCUGGAAGAUGCCGAAGGGAAUGAGCACAUGUUUGAAAUCACAGGGAACAUGAUGGAGCGGAUCACUGUGUCCUGCAGCACCAGCCAGGACUUGCACGAAUGGCUUGACCACUUGCAAAGGCUGACCAAAGGGACAUGCAGGACCAUCUCCAAAACACAGUCCUGGAGUCCUCAUUCAACAUUUAGUUCAGCUGGGCAGAUCCGUGGGCCUCUGGAACCCCCCAAAAUCCUCAAGCCCUGGAGCUUGAGCUGCCUCCGUCCUGCUCCUCCACUCAGACCUUCAGCAGCACUGAGUUACAAAGAGAGGAUGUCUUAUAUCUUAAAGGAUUCUAGCAAAAGUCCAAAAACAAUGAAGAAGUUUCUUCCAAAAAGGAAAACUGAGAGAAAACCAUCUGAUGAAGAGUUUGUUAUUCGGAAAAGUACUGCUGCGCUGGAGGAGGAUGCUCAGAUCCUGAAGGUGAUUGAGGCAUACUGUACUGGGGCAGGCUUCCAGCAAGCUCUCAGCUCAGGCUCCCAUAAAGACUCCAUCCCCCAAGUCCUUCUUCCUGAGGAAGAGAAAAUCAUCAUAGAGGAGACACGAAGCAAUGGUCAGACGGUCACAGAGGAAAAAAGCCUUGUUGAUACAGUUUAUGCACUGAAAGAUGAAGUCAAAGAGCUGAAGCAGGAAAACAAAAGGAUGAAACAGUGUUUGGAGGAAGAGCUUAAAUCCCGGAAGGACUUGGAGAAGCUGGUGAGAAGGCUGCUGAAACAGACAGAUGAGUGUGGCAGGGAGGACACCGGGCGCAAGUCAUCCCUGAUCGCUUGAAUUCAUGGAGAAGCUGCUGGCAGUGGUGUGUGACCUCAGGUGUAUUUUUGGGAAGUGGAACUGGAUCCUUUGCCUCUUCUUGCUCCUUAUUUUGUUGGUUUGGGGUAUUUUGUUACCAAAAAAAAAAAAAAAACAACAAAAAA
This is a messenger RNA of Zonotrichia albicollis (white-throated sparrow), 2489 nucleotides long. It is a transcript of the gene ARHGEF6, whose product is annotated as Rac/Cdc42 guanine nucleotide exchange factor 6. Gene Ontology annotation, biological process: intracellular signal transduction; lamellipodium assembly. Gene Ontology annotation, molecular function: guanyl-nucleotide exchange factor activity; protein binding. Lineage: Eukaryota; Metazoa; Chordata; Aves; Passeriformes; Passerellidae. The record is from RefSeq and is a predicted model, not a curated record. Gene Ontology annotation, cellular component: lamellipodium; cytoplasm.